This is a messenger RNA of Alternaria arborescens, 1359 nucleotides long. RefSeq lists its product as hypothetical. The transcript has a single exon. The record is from RefSeq and is a predicted model, not a curated record. NCBI's taxonomy places the organism in Eukaryota, Fungi, Ascomycota, Dothideomycetes, Pleosporales, Pleosporaceae. Gene Ontology annotation, molecular function: FAD binding. The coding region runs from base 1 to 1359 and encodes 452 amino acids.
AUGACGACAUUGCCAUCAUCCUUGAAUAUUCUCAUUGUAGGCGCGGGCGUCUGCGGUCCGGCCCUCGCCCUCAUGCUCCAACGUUCUAACCCCAAUCACGUGAUCACGGUCAUAGAACGAUUUCCCACGCUCCGGACGGGUGGACAGCAAAUCGAUAUCAAAGCACAAGGCAUCCCUAUCUUGGAGAGACUAGGUCUCCUGGACACAAUUCGCUCCUACUGUGUCAAGGAAGGCGGCAUGGAGUUUGUUGACCGAAAUGGUAAAAGCCUCAUGCAAUUCGGUAUCACGAAAGCAGGAGAUACCGCUGGGGCAUUGACUUUAACCCAUGAGUUUGAGUUUAUGAGGGGGAAUUUUGUCAAAAUGAUGCAUGAUAUCAGCAUCCAGGAACGCGAGAUUCUAACCACCAGAGGACAUGUCAAAGGUGGACUGACCUACGAGUUCGGCAAAACCAUCACCGCGCUUUCACAUUCUGAAUCCUCAUCUUCCCCCAAGACAGCAACAGUAACAUUCUCCACCGGCGAGACCCGCGCCUUCGAUCUGGUAAUCGCAGCAGAUGGUCAAGCUUCACGAACCCGUUCCCUUGCCUUUGGCUCCGAAAUCUCCAGCUCGGCUUUCCACUCCAUGAAUAUCCAUGCCGCAUACUACAAGAUCCCUCGUCUUCCCACAGAAGAUAGCCUAGCACGCAUCUACUUCGCUUCCAACAACCGCAUGGUAAUGACACGUACGGGCAACCAACCGGCGACGCAAGUCUACCUAUUCCUCAUGAACGGCAAAGACAAAGACAGAGCAAGCCACAUGGCAACUUACCAGAAGAGAUCCGCCGAGGAACAGAAAGAUGCUUGGAAGAGCUUGUACCAAGAUGCAGGAUGGGAGUGCCCACGCUUUCUCCAAGGCCUAGACACUGUAAAAGAUUUCUAUGCCACAGAAAUCGGCCAAGUGAAGAUGCCUCAGCAAAAACUUCACAAGGACCGCGUUGUCCUCCUUGGCGACGCGGGAUACUGUCCCUCACCCUUUACAGGAAUGGGCACUACACUCUCCCUCAUCGGCGCAUACAUCCUUGCAGGCGAGUUGUUUCAACACGGGGAUGACGUCGAUGCCGCGCUGGAAGCCUAUCAAGAGGGCAUGAAGCAGCCUGUUGAGGAAUGUCAGAAGCUUGGGCCCUACGCGGAUGGAAAGGGUCCCCUUCCGAGUUCAGAGUGGGGGCUUUGGAUGGCGGGUUGGGCGCUUUGGACGGUGAGUAGUCUAAGAGUUGAUAGGGUGAUCGGGUGGCUUGCGGGACUUUUACCAGAAGGGAAGGAAAAGAGGUGGGAGAUGCCGGAGUACACGGAGUUCAAUCUGGCGGCCCUGGAAAGGGAAUGA